Molecule: messenger RNA, 658 nt
Organism: Heterotrigona itama
Lineage: Eukaryota; Metazoa; Arthropoda; Insecta; Hymenoptera; Apidae
Source: the annotation of a GenBank genome assembly
AUGUCAAUGGACGGUCCAGGCACAAUUACGUGGGACGAAUUCCUCGAUAAUGCCGAAAGCUUCGUAGAGAUGUCAAAUGAAAUUUCCGACGGAUGGGAACUUCGAGGUGACAAGAUGGUGCCAGGAGAGGCGUACAUUGCCCGUGAGCAGAAACAAUACAUGCGCAGCGGUAAUAAGUCGACACCGAGAUACAGCGACCCUGGCGAUGAUUUCGACUUUGUAUUGAAACAUGAUCCUUUCGAGGCCACUUGCCCUAUCGAGAGGCCAUUAGUUACGGAGCAUCAUGUACUAUGGUCGAUGAGCUACAGCGUCCCAAUUCUUUAUUUUAAUGGAUGGAAAUCAGAAGCACAGUCUCUUGUUCGUAAUGGAGAAUUGAGAUACAAGGAUUUGUCUCAGGCGAUACACCCUAUAUUAGGUACACCAUUUCUAAAUUUACAUCCUUGUAUGUCUCAUCAACUUUUACAAGUUACAAGUAACAGGUAAGGAACGUAGGCAACAUAGAAACUUAGAAUGAAUAGAAUACUUAGAAUUAAGUUCGAAACAAAUAAAUUAUUUUUUCCUUUCUAGUAAAAAUAAACUAGUCAGCUGGUUGAGUACCGUUGCUCCUGCCGCACUUAAUCUCGAAUUACGCUGUGAAUAUUGCCGAUUGACCAUCUAA